AUGGUCGGAACUAGAAAAGCAACAGUCGUUCUGACGGCGCUCGCAGGCAUUGCUACUGCCUACCCCGGCAUGGGACGGGGUAGCGGAAUGAGCCAUGCCGACAUGAUGGCGCAGCUCGCCGGCCGUGAUGGUGCCGCCGACAACCAGGCCAUCGGCGAUCUCCUCAAGCUCUCUGAUGGCUCCUUGUCCGAUGUCGGCAAAGAUGUCAAGGGCAUCCUCACGGGUUCCGGAUCGCCAACCACCUCCGACGCCGCAAGCGGCAGCCUCCCCGCCCUCGGCAGUUCCGACUGCAACGCGGACAAGUGCUGCGUGUGGCAGCAUGUCGCCGCCGACCUGAUGCCCACACUCCAGGACAGCAACGGCUGCACCGACACUGCCCGUGCCGCCAUCCGCCUCGGAUUCCACGAUGCUGCCGGAUGGAGCUUGCACACCGGCGACCUCGGUGGCGCUGAUGGCUCCAUCGUCCUCGCUCCCGAGGAGAUUGGGCGGCCUCUGAACAAGGGCCUGGAGGACAUCGUCGCGCAGAUGAAGGUGUGGUUCGCCAAGUACAAGAGCCACGGUGCCGGCAUGGCAGACUUGAUCCAGUUUACCGCUACCACAGCGACCGUGGCGUGCCCCGGCGGACCGAGAAUCAAGACGUUCGUCGGCCGCAAGGACUCAUCGGUCGCUGCGCCAGAUGGCUUGCUCCCGGACCCGAGAGACCCGGCGGACAAGCUGAUUGAGCUGUUCGGCAACAAGACCAUCACAGCUCCGGGUCUCGCUGCCCUUGUUGGUGCGCACACCGCCAGCCGUCAACGCUUCUUCGACACGGCCAAGGCCAACGCCCCCCAGGACACGACUCCGAAUGUCUGGGAUGUUGACUUUUACGGACAGACUUUGGCUGGUGCUCCGGCCGAGGUUGUGACGUUCCCCAGCGACACUGUGCUGUCAAAGGACCCCCGUUCGGGCCCAUCCUUCCAGGCCUUCGCUGGCAACGCACCGCUUUGGGGUGGAGCAUACGCUAAGGAGUAUCUUCGUCUGAGUCUCCUCGGUGUGUUCAACAUCAACAACUUGACUGAUUGCAGCAAAGCGCUUCCCGCUGGAAGUGGUGUCAAGAGAUAG
Messenger RNA from Colletotrichum orchidophilum, 1101 nucleotides. Its product is annotated as peroxidase. Gene Ontology annotation, molecular function: heme binding; peroxidase activity. The record is from RefSeq and is a predicted model, not a curated record. Lineage: Eukaryota; Fungi; Ascomycota; Sordariomycetes; Glomerellales; Glomerellaceae. Bases 1 to 1101 code for a protein of 366 amino acids. The transcript has 2 exons. Gene Ontology annotation, biological process: response to reactive oxygen species; hydrogen peroxide catabolic process; cellular response to oxidative stress.